GAAAUUCCGAAUAAAUUAAUUGAAAAUUAUCAAAAUUCGUCUAAAUAAUAUGUCCUUAAUUAAUUUCUGUGUUCCUUAUUAAUAAAAAACAAGCAACAAGAUGCAUUCAAUACGAAAACCAAGAAUCGAGCAAAAGGAUUUAAAAUGUCUCAAAUGCAAAGAAUUUUACGGGAACGCACAAUGGGACAUGCUUUGUUCCAAAUGUGCGCGAGACCAAAAGAAAUAUAAUGGGAGUGUCUCUGGGCGAAGUGUUGAUGCUACAACUCGCGAGUUACUGCGAGAGCGUCAAAAAACUGUCGACAAAUUCGGUACAUAUCCGCGAUCUUUGGGACGCCAACUAAGCGAUGUGAGCAGCAACAGCACAUCAAGCAGUAAAAAGCGAAAUUUGCUGGAUGUUUUCAAGAAAUCCAGUAGUCCGGAGCCUACGUCAUCGAAUCAUCAACAACAAUCGCACGUAAAAAAUCUCUUUGAUGAUAACAAAUCGCCACGCAGUGGGCAACAACGUCGUCGUCCGCUCGAACGAUACGAAGUUGAGUACUUGGAGGGAUUAAAAGCACUAAAAAUUGCGGAAAACGCGAAAAAAGAAAUCAAAUAUUUCUUUCAGCGCCUCGAAGAGAUCAUCAAGAAAAAGUACAGCAGCUAUAAUAUCGACGAAAUUUCCGAAAAUGUCCAAAAUGGAUACCAAAAAUUCUCCGAGUACCUCGAUACGACGCCAAAUUUCGCGGAUUUGUCGCCCGAACUGAAGGAGCAAAUCAUCGAUUUCUUCGAGAAAAGUAUUAUGACGAAGUAUUACAAGUACCUUUUUUCGCCGCACUUUACCAAAGACGAGGAGAAAGAUGUUGCGGUGCAACGACGCAUUCGGCAGUUGGCAUGGAUUAGCUCGAAACAUCUCGUUUGUAGCAUCGAUGAGGUGAAUGCGGAGGUACGGGACUUGGUUUAUGGCGCAAUUACGGAACUCGUGUCGAUGGAUUCGUUCCAAACGCCGCAGGAAAAGCUCGAACGCAUCGUUCAAUGCAGCAGGAAUAUCUUCAAGUUGCUCAAACAUACCGUCGGAGGUCCUGCGAGUGCUGACGAGUUCCUGCCAGCAUUGAUUUUUGUCAUUCUUAAAGCGAAUCCCGUGAGGUUACAUAGCAACAUUCAAUACAUCACGCGAUUUAGCAAUCCAUCACGUCUCAUGUCGGGCGAAUCGGGAUAUUAUUUCACGAAUUUGAACUGUGCAAUAAAUUUCAUCGAAAACUUGGAUCACAAAUCGCUCUCGAUGCCGGAACAGGAAUUUCGUGACUUGAUGACGGGCAAAAAACAUUACAACACUGCAUGGGAAAGUGCUCUGCUGGCAUGCGAAAGUCUCCAUUUGAUGUCUGAAAACAUGCAAAAAAUGUCAGAACUCAAAUCCAAGAACGACGGUUUAACAAACGCCAUAGCGAAUGUUCAACAAGACAUUCAAAACUUCACAAAAGAGGUUGCAGAUCGCACUGCGAAAGUAAUUGAAGCCACUCCGUUUGUCAUUCAACCGAUCAAGACGCCGCCCCGCAUCAUCGAUCAACUCAAAACGCGUCAACUUGCACCAAAAACGGGACAUUUUUCGACAAAUCUCGCCACAAUGGUAGCGGAUGCGACUUUUACGCCGCCUGAUGUGAAGAAAACUCCGCAAACGGAAGAAGCAGCGUCAGUUUCUGCGGUUCCUGAGAAGAGUGAACAGUGUCGCGGACUCGAAGCACUCGCAGAUUCACUCACAAAAACCCUCGAACCGAGUUCGGCAUCACAAAUAUUCGACGAAGUUGAGACGCCCGACGAUAAAGCACGGCGGGAUUUCAUGCGAGGCAUUCGAAACAUCAACUACGACAUGGAUUUCUCGGAUGGCAGUGCGGAAAAUAGCACAAUUGAGGAUUUUGUCGAGAAACCAACGACUUUGUUGGGCAUUACGGACUCCUCGUCGCUUGAUACGUUGGAUCAAAUUGGCGCUACGAAGACUUUGAUGGAUGAUAGUCCGGGAGCUUUGGGUCUUGAGUCGCCGUUGAAGCCAUUUGUGUCGUUGGCGUCGUCGCCCGCAGUGAAAAGUAGUUCUUCUAGUCAAAAAAUGAGUCAAACGUCGUCGGUGAAUGUCGAUUAUAAGGGAGGAUUUUCAGCUCUCAAUAAAAUUCCGACAAUUUCCUGUUCAACGGGAAACAAAUGUGACUCGAUUAAGGAGCAAAAUGAGUCUUCGUCGUAAGUGUUUAGGGUAAAAAGUUAAAAAUAAAGAUAAAAAUUUAAA
Messenger RNA from Culicoides brevitarsis, 2251 nucleotides. RefSeq names its product rab5 GDP/GTP exchange factor (gene Rabex-5). The coding region runs from base 101 to 2209 and encodes 702 amino acids. The record is from RefSeq and is a predicted model, not a curated record. Lineage: Eukaryota; Metazoa; Arthropoda; Insecta; Diptera; Ceratopogonidae. Gene Ontology annotation, biological process: vesicle-mediated transport. Gene Ontology annotation, cellular component: cytosol; endocytic vesicle. Gene Ontology annotation, molecular function: guanyl-nucleotide exchange factor activity; small GTPase binding. The transcript has 4 exons.